This is a messenger RNA of Hemibagrus wyckioides, 7119 nucleotides long. RefSeq names its product calcium/calmodulin-dependent protein kinase kinase 1, alpha a (gene camkk1a). Gene Ontology annotation, molecular function: ATP binding; protein kinase activity. The coding region runs from base 842 to 2386 and encodes 514 amino acids. The record is from RefSeq and is a predicted model, not a curated record. NCBI's taxonomy places the organism in Eukaryota, Metazoa, Chordata, Actinopteri, Siluriformes, Bagridae. The transcript is spliced from 21 exons. Gene Ontology annotation, biological process: CAMKK-AMPK signaling cascade; protein phosphorylation; activation of protein kinase activity.
UCACAGAGCUUGGAAGUUGCACACUGGGCUGUUGAAUUGCGCGCUGUGCACGCGCUCGCUCCUCGCGCGCUCUUUUGUAGCCCUUACUGAACCGAGCUCCAACUUUCCACCCUGUCAGUGCAGCGAGGCAGAAAAAACUGCCCCACUGCCUCAACACCGAGAGCUGCAGAGCGGAAAGAGCGGGUGGCAAUAAUGCACGCUGCAAAGCGCUGAGCGGAAGCGAGUUGACAAGCAGAUGAUUAUAUCUGCAGUCAGAAAGCGAACCGCAAUUGAAUAAAUAAAAGAUCAGAAACAACAACAACAACAACAACAACAACAACGAGGGAGGAUCACCGCCGAACACACGCGCAGCAUCCAGGCGAAUCACUGAAUCGAUCAGUUCACGCGCGCUCUACUGAAACGGUGAACCGAGUCAGGAGUCGGUUCGGUGAGCUGAGCACGCUCCUGAAGGUUUCGAAGAUCCAACAUUUCUGGAAAUUGCUCUGUUCAGCGUGUUCCUGAGUGGUGCAGUGUAGCGUAACCGAGACACUAUAAACACCAUCACUUCUUCCUCUGAGCCUCUGACUCGCCUCAACAUUCGCUCCAGGCUUGCGAAUGUUUAUAGCAGUGCUGAUAAGAUACUCAUCAGCUCAUGAAGACCAGAUUUCACACAGCAUCUUCAACCGGUGUUCAUCGGUUCUAGAGUCACGAGGUAGAGCCAGAUGUCUUUGGUGUGAGGCAGCCAGGAGGAAAUCUGGUCAGCGACGAUAGACGACAGCGACCUGGAGGGCGGGCAGUUGAUGAAACCCUCCCACAAACCCUUUCCACUCUGCCUCUGAGCUCCUCCCAGAGCCCUGUCUCCAUGGCGAUGAGCAGUGACCCCGGCUACGGGGGGCCAGAGCUCGAACCCGACUCCGACUCCUCCCCCUCAUCCCCAGUGCCUCUCUCCGCCAAGAUGGCCGCCAUCACCUUAACCGACCCUUCCACCAACGGGCUAAGAAAUGGGGCGGGGCUUAAGAGGGCUCCACCCCAAAGGCCACACCUCUCCGGCAGGAAGAUGUCGCUUCAGGAGAGAGGGACGUACCUGUCAGCAGGGGGCGGAGCCGAGCGCAUCUCGCACAUUUCACCACGCGGCGCACGGCGGCCGACUAUCGAGUCCAAGCGGGUGUCCAUUUCAGACUCGCAGGACUGUAUCCAGCUUAACCAGUAUAAACUGAAGAGUGAAAUCGGGAAGGGUUCCUACGGUGUGGUCAAACUGGCCUACAACGAGGAUGACGAAAAGUAUUAUGCAAUGAAAGUGGUAUCUAAGAAGAAGCUGAUGAAGCAGUGUGGAUUUCCACGUCGUCCUCCUCCUCGAGGCCCUAAAGCAGCUUUGGGGGAACAGCCUAAAGUACUUGCACCUCUCGAGAGGGUUUACCAAGAGAUCGCCAUCCUAAAGAAGCUGGAUCAUCUGAACAUAGUCAAACUGGUGGAGGUGCUGGACGACCCAGCCGAGGACAACCUGCACAUGGUGUUUGAGUUAAUGCAGAAAGGCCCAGUGAUGGAGGUGCCUACAGACAACCCUUUAAGCGAGGAGCAGGCGCAUCUCUACUUCAGAGAUAUUGUCCUGGGCAUGGAGUACUUGCACUAUCAGAAGAUCGUCCACCGGGACAUCAAGCCUUCGAAUCUGUUGCUCGGAGAUGACGGCCAUGUGAAGAUUGCUGAUUUUGGUGUUAGUAACCAGUUCGAGGGUAACGAUGCCUUGCUCUCCAGCACGGCAGGGACGCCGGCUUUCAUGGCCCCGGAGACUCUGUCUGACAACCGCAAGAGCUUCAGCGGAAAGGCUCUUGAUGUGUGGGCAAUGGGAGUGACACUCUACUGUUUUGUAUUUGGGAAGUGUCCUUUUAUCGAUGAGUACAUCCUGGCGCUGCAUAACAAAAUCAGGAGCAAGCCUGUGGAGUUCCCCGAGACGCCAGCUAUCAGUGAAGACCUGAAGAAUCUGAUCCUGAAAAUGCUGGACAAGAACCCUGACACCAGGAUUACCAUUCCUCAGAUUAAGCUGGACCCCUGGGUCACACAGGAUGGUACUGACCCGUUGCCUUUAGAAGAAGAACACUGCACUGUGGUGGAGGUCACUGAAGAGGAUAUCCAGAACUCGGUCAAAUUUGUUCCCAGCCUGUCUGCUGUGAUCCUGGUGAAGGCCAUGCUGCGGAAGCGCUCUUUCGGGAACCCGUUUGAAUGUCCCAGCAGGAGGGAAGAAAGGUCCAUGUCUGCCCCAGGCAGCCUGCUCAUGGACUCGUGGCCGUUUCGUCCCUCUCUUAAACUCCACCCUUCUUUAAGAAAAGGUAGCAGCGGCGAAGCCGGGAGAGAGGUGGAGCUCGAGGACCUGCGUGAAGACGAACCGCCCUCCUCUGACGAUCGCUCAUAAGCGUAUGUGCUCAUCAGCCAUAAAACUCCGCCCUUUUACUCAUCAUCUUGCUCAUCAUCACAUCAACACAACCCGCAGAGGACCAUAUAUUUAUUUCCACCUGCAUCUGAAUUCUCGAAUGAAGUGUCUUAUUUCCGAAGCCUUUUUUGACCGCUGGUGGUUUGGGCGGAUCUACCUUGCUUUGUGAUGAACACAUCCAUCCUAGCUUUACGUCUGGAUUGUCUGGAUAUUGCUCCUCCUUUUGCCACGCCCACUGUGCAAAGCCACUCCCCCUGCCACCUGCGAUGCUGCACGGAGAGUCCGAGGGAACAUUAACGAACAUCCAGAUUUGUUUUAUAUCUAAGCUUUGGAGACAGAAUGUCCUUUCUUUUUCUUUUUUCCUCCUCAUGCUCUCUCGUCAUUCAUCACGAAUCAAUUUUUUUUUUUUUUUUGACUGCAUCGUUGAAGGACAAACAUUAUAUUGAUGGACAGCCAGAGGACUCGAAACUCAUUUUAAGGACUUGGAUAUUGAGAGAGAGAGAGAGAGAGAGAGAGAGAGAAAGAGAAAGAGAGAGAGAGAAGUGAAAGAAGGGAAGAGAAGCAUUUUGUACAUAAUGUAAUGUAACUUUGAUGUUGUCCUGCCUUGUUAUGCUUUGCAUACUGCUGUAAUAUUUAUUGUACACACAGCCAGUUUUGGACUGCUCGCCAUUUUGGUAUAUUUACACACACACACACACACACACACACACACACACACACACACACUAAUUGAAGGUUGUGUUUUUUUUUAUUCAAGUGGGCAAAACUCAGCCAUUAUGAGAGGGCUAUGAUAUUCUCACACAAGCACACAUUUCAGAAUAGGGCUAACCUGCAGGUGUUAGAGGGCUCCUCAUUUGAAACACACACACACACACACACACACACACGUACAAAUCACUAGCACACUGCAUGAUGGUGAAUGUUGCAAAUCCUCCAUUUAGACCGUAGUAUCACAGAAACCAUAUCAUGUGUCACAAUGUCCUAUUGUCUCGCUACAGGAGCAGAAUGUGUCAUCGUUUACCGAGUCGCGCCGCUCACAGCCGCUAAUUUGUCAGCGAGAGACACUGACGAGAUGCCCGACAGUUUGUGUGUCGUAAGCGCAUACAUAAACACAAACACAAGUCAGUGAGGGUGUGUAUUUGGGUCGAAAAGCGAGAGGAUCUGUCUGUUUCUCUCUCUCUCUCUCUCACUCUCCCCCUCCCUCUGUGUUUCUCUCUCUCUGUCUUCCUCUCUCUGUCUCUUUCUCCUUCCCUCUCUCUUUCUCUCAGUCUCAAUGCGGUGAUUAGCAUCAAGCCCAGCACAUCUUCUGUUAUUCAAAACGAAUCCCUUCCCCUCUGUCCUGGAUUACAUUUCUACAACAUUCCCACUCUGUCAGGAAGAUGAAAUCACUCUUCCCAGGAACUGCAGGCUGCUGAUAAUCAAACCUUUUCUUUUAAUUGGCCUCCAUUUCAAUUCAGUUAAGAAGCAAUAAUUCCUUUUUCUUUUUUUCCCGAUCAGAUGAAUAUUGCAGUGAUGUCUCUUGAUGGUGCCAAUCAUAAUAACUGCUAAUUAAACAGCGUGCAUGUUUUUCUCAACAUGAUUUGUUUUAUUAUAAACUGUUAGACUUCGGCAUAAUUAAAAGCAGGCUAUUAAUCCCAGGAGAUAUUAUGUGGAGAGGGGGAAAAAGGCAUGCUUUCGGCAGCCGGGGUGAUGAUGAUGUCUGGCAACAUCGAUGUGUAGCUGUUUAGUGUUUUAUUGGCACCGUUAAUAACAGCACUUUUUUAUUUUUAUUGAGUUACUAAAACUCAGAGAUCUGGUUUAGAAGAGAAUGAGUUUGAACGUCACGCUUAAAGGAAAAAUCCACCUUGAACAACUUGUUUAUUAAUAUAAAACCUCGAACCUUUAUUUUGUAAUGACAUUAAGUUUAGUUUUUUAGGUCUACUUUCACUACAUCACCUACAUGUUCCAUUGCAUCCUGAUAGCGAUGCAGCAGCGCUUUAGUCCUCAGUCCAGCUCUUUCACCUCCUCGUCCGUUCCAAAGCUUCAUCUUCAAGGCUUUAAUGCUAAUCCUGCCGUCAGCGACCUCGAGCUUGUCCGUCUCAUGAAUCGUCGCCUAGCUGAGCCGUGUCUCUUUGCGUGCAUUCAGGAAUUUAAAUCCGAUGCAUACUGUCACCUCUGCGUCGGAGUUCUUGGUAAUGUGACACUGAACGCCGCGGCAGAAUGCCGACUGAGAGAAUAAACACUUCCUCUCUUGUUUUGAAGGAGCUAGCUGUCUGCUCAGUGAUCCGUGAUCACUUGAGACCGUUGACGGGUUUCUUGUGCUUCAUUCUUCCUGUCCUAUAGCUACGUCUCCCAGCUGACCAACAAGAAUAUUAUACACAGCUCUGGGAAAAAAAAACAAAAACAAUAAGAGACCACUGCCCAAUCUCCAGAUUUGAAGUCAUGAAGAGGAAGAUGGAUGGUCACAAACCAUCAAGCAAAGCUGAGCUGUAUGUGUAUUUCGAUAUAUGAUCAUAUGCAGUGGGUUUCAAGGAGGAGUUUUCCUUUAAGUGUCUGGAUUGAGCCGUGGUCACCGUUUGAGACUUGGGUCCGAAUAUUCCGUUAAAAUCCACACAGUUGCUCGUAUUCAGAGAUAGCGUUGAUAUUUUUUAUGCAAAUUGUUUUAAAAACCAAGCCUCCCAGGUUUUUCUUGAUCAGAGGCGUCACAGAUGAGGUUUCCAGUAGCGUCCAGACUAUUGCCUUUAAACCUUUAAACACAAGCAUAAGCCAGAGGGGGGAAAAACAAAUCAGGGAUAGAAAAUAUGGACCGAAGACAGAAAUUGCAGUUUUGGUCAAUGAGCUGAUACUUGAAUGAGAAGAUGGAAACCACUAUCUGAUAGUCUAGUCUAUUGUCUUUAUUGUAUAGUGCAGCAUUGCUUAUCCUCAUUAUAACACUAAUCCCUGCAGUUUGGUUCAACAGUAUGACCUGCGUCUUUAUUAUUAGCAGGAUUCCUCUUUUUUUUAGUGCACAUAAACAAUAGCCAAGACAAUAUGGUCCAUGUUGAAUCAAUUAGGCGUAUUAUCAUGUAAUAAUCAAUGGCUGUAACUCUACUUAUUGUAACACUACUUAUUGUAACACUACGUCAACUCCUGGAGGUUUCUGGACUUCCUAUCCAGAAGGAAACUCCUUAUCCCUAAUUAGUAUAUAUUUGCUUGGCCACCAUUGAUGUUUUCUGUACCUCUGCGACAGUUACAGUCGUUUGUAUUGUUGCCCUCGGCAUGUUUGAUGGAGAAGUGUGAUUUUCCAUGUUACCUUGGCUCUCUGGAUGACGUGUAGACGCUCGUGGUCCCUCACAGAUGGUGUUUUCCCGCCGUUAACCAUUAUCCUGACUCCUGUCUCUCGCGCUCUCUUUCACACACUCUUUAUCUUUUUCUCACUCUUUCACACACUUUCUUUCUCUCUCUCACUUACUUUCUCUUGUCUCUCUCCCUCCCUCCCUCACUCUCUCUCUCUCUCUCUCUCGCUUAUUUUCUUUCUUUCUAUCUCUCUCUCACUCUCUCUCUCUCUAUCUCUCAUCCACACUCUCUCUCUCUCUCGCUUACUUUCUCUCUCUUUCACUCUCUCUCUCUCUCUCUCACACACUUACUUUCUCUCUCUCUCUCUUACUUUCUCUCUCUUUCACUCUCUCUCUCUCUUACACACUUACUUUCUCUCUCUCUCUCUUACUUUCUCUCUCUUUCUAACACUCUCUCUCUCUCUCUCUCUCUCUCUCUCUCUCAUAUGUCUCUCUCAUGUCUCUCAAGUGCUUGUGUGUGUGUGUAAUUGUAGGUUUCAGUCAUCUCUAUAGUUAGGAGGGAGGUGAAAUGAAUGUUGUGGUUUUGUAUGCACCAUAUGGAAGUGUACAGUAGUCACAAAUCUAUCAGAACACAGCAUGUGGGUCUCAUAAACGUAAUGCACGUGUCCCCCUCUCCUGAACGUUUACUAUGCACUCGUAUGUUGUUUGGAUGUUGUGUAUGUACCCGGCAUUACGGCAUGUCCCUGACCUCAGUAUAACGUUUUCAAAACUCUCGUUACAACAGCUCUUAUAUCAGGUGCAGUGUAUUAAUAACCGUGAGAUGACUCAAGUAUCUUAUUAUUAUUAAACGUGGAACGACUCAAGGAUAAUAAUGAAAAAUAAAAUCCCUUUAACGCAUUUUAUUGUACAUAUAAUGACAAGCUAAUGUGUGUGUGUGUGUGUGUGUGUGUCCUGCUCUGGUGUUUAUAUUAUACUUAUAGAGAUGCUUUAUACAGUAGUGGAACAGUGAUCUCUGUUAUGUAGUCUCUGUUCUGAUUCAGGUCAUAGGUUACAUUUGUGCAGUGCCUCAGUCACUUAACACACACACACACACACAGACACACACACACACACGUUCCAUUGGUUGUGGCACCAUGAACUGUACAUUCUUUGCUUAUGCGUUGCGAGAAACAUAAUGUGUGUAGUGCAUGGCUUCUCCAUAACUUGCACUGGGAAACACUACAUUAUUAAAAACCUACAUUGGGAUGCUUUACAUUGUUCAAUUUGUUUUUGCUAGUACAAUAAGAUUCAGUAGCAACUGGUCACUUUUUAUGUUAGCUAGACUGAGGCUGUGUUCCAGUACUGGUUUUGACACACCCUUACUGACUUCCCCUUAUCCUUGUGUAUAGAAAUGACUCUUGUGUGUAAUCCGUAUCGUCCUCUUAAGUGUUAGUCCACUUCUAUAAUAAGAAAAUUCAGGAU